ACGCAUUUUACCACCAUGGUGCUAGAACCAAGGGUUCGAUAUUAUAUCGAAUGACGUAGUCACGAAAUCAGUCCAUCAGUCUAUUGAUCAUUGAUAACGUGAGCGUGAUAACAAAAGCAGAUUAAAGUUCGACUUCUAUAUUGUUCCCGGUGACCUGUCUGCCAGUAAAUCAUUAUCAGUGGUCAAAGUUAAGCAAGUCUCGUGUGAUUUUCCAGUUAUGAAAGAUCCUCAAUGGUUUGCUUUUUACUUCCAAUCCCACUAAAUAAAAAUUUGAUGGUCCUUCUAUCUGCACAGUGUUAAGAGAGUAAACACCCGAAGCAACUCAAGAUUGAUUAUCAAGUGUCAUCAUGGCUAAAACCGGCUUACUCAUAGGAUCUAAUCCAUCUAGAAUUUUCAAAUUACUUCCAAAAAUUCAAAAAGAAGUUCUGAAUACCUUCUACAUCCAGUAUCUGCCAGAAAGUAAGCUGACAACUCUUUUAAAACAUCAAAAUUUGCCGGGUAACCUAGGCGAUGUUUCUGGUCACCCGAUAGUUGAAAAGUAUUACAGGAACACGUUGAGUAUCAAGCAUCUUAAAGUGCGGGUUUUACUCGCAAGUUUCUCCGAUCCCCUUUACUUUUCCAAAAUAAUUACGAAGACACCAAUCGACAUCAUGUAUUUCGAUCGAGUGUUGAACCCGGAUGAAAUUAAAAUGGUGGAAAAUUUUGUUCUUAAUAAGUCAGCGUCUUUCAAGUGUGUACCAUUUGAUGACAGCAAUGUCUCCGCACCAAGUUCUAAUGAAGAAAGCAAGUCAGCAUCCGAGCUGGAUGUGAAUGCAUCAGUCAAAACUUUUUAUGACAGUGUUGUGUUAGGAGGAACAUUCGACAGACUGCAUCAUGGUCACAAAAUUCUGCUGAGCGAAGCUGUUCUUCGCUGUUGCAAAAAAUUAACUGUCGGCGUGACGGAUGUGCCUAUGCUGAAGAGUAAAAAAUUAUGGGAGCUCAUUGAAUCAACUGAAAUUCGCAUCCACAAAGUAUCAAAUUUUUUGGAAGAUGUUAGUCCUCAUAUACAGUUUGACAUCACUCCUAUCACUGAUAUGUACGGACCGACCAAAGAUGAUCCUACUUUUCAGAUGCUGGUUGUGAGCGCAGAAACUGCCAGAGGAGGAGACAAAAUCAAUGAAAUCAGGGAAAAAAAUGGUCUGAAUAAAUUAGAUGUCUACUAUGUGCCUUUGCUGGAAAAUGAUGAUUUCUACUUUGAAGAGGAAGAAUCGAAAGUUAGUUCAAGUAAUAUCAGAAUACGCCUCCUGGGAACACUGCUGAAACCACCAGAGGCCAGGCCCAACUUACCCGCAAGACCAUACAUAAUUGGUCUGACAGGAGGAAUAGCAAGCGGGAAAUCAUCUAUUGGCCAGAAAUUAAUUAAAUUAGGCGCAGGUUACGUGAAUUGUGAUAUUUUAGCACAUCAAUUGUAUGAAGUGGGCAAACCUGCUUACAAGUCAAUUGUUGAAACUUUUGGAGAUGCCAUUUUGAAUGAAGACAAAUCCAUCAAUCGACAAGCUUUAGGAAAAAUAGUGUUUAGCAAUGAGAUUGAGCUGAAUAGGCUAAACUCAAUUUUGUGGCCUGCUAUUCUGGAAGAAGCAAAGAAAGAAGCCAUGAAAUUAUAUAAGGAAAACAAGACUGAAGUAGUGGUGAUGGAAGCAGCAGUUUUGAUCAGAGCUGGUUGGAAGACUGAAGUUCAUGAAGUCUGGACUUCAAUUAUUCCAUCAGAAGAAGCCGUCAAACGAAUGAUGGAGCGUUAUCAGUCAUCCAGAGAGGAUGUAUUAAAGAGGUUAGAAUCACAGCCAACAAAUAGUGAUUAUGUUGACAGUGCCAACAUUGUUUUCUGCACCCUGUGGAGCCCUAAGUUCACUCAGACUCAAGUAGAAACAGCGUGGAACGACCUUCAAAACAGAUUAAAAUCUUGACAACUUUCAUGUUGCACUGGUUUUUCACCAAGCUUUAGAGAAGGUCCAUCAAAAGGUGAAGGUUAAAUGAACAGGACUAUUCAAUUUAUUGAUUCCUAUCAAAUUUUACAUCAUUAGUUUCUCUUAAAAUUGAAACUUAUGAAUUUCUCAGAAACAGAGCAUCCUCAACUAAUUUUUCACAUGAUGAUGCGGUUAAAAAAUAGAAUUUUUUUUAAAAUGUCAAAGUAUUUGGAUGGACCGUUGUGUCAGCAAUUUUUUUUUUAACAAUAAGCUGAUAAGCUAGAUUGUCUUCAGUGCUCAUGUAUGGAGCAGUUUUAAAACGUUCAGUUAAUUGAUGGAUUUAAUUUCUAAUGAAAUGCACUGUACUUGCUGGUCGCUGCUUGCAAAGAUCUACAGAAAUUCUGAUUGUUACUCAAAUGUAGUUCAGUUGUUACCGUUUAUUUUUCACCCACUAUGUAAAAAAAAAAAAAAAAAAAAAAAAAAAAAAAAAAAAAAAAAACAGACCAACUUAUUGGGUUUAACAGUUAAAAUCAUGAGGGUCAAAUCAACCAGAUCAAUUUUUUUUAAGGUAUAAUUUUAUAAUUGUGAUAGAUCUUUCAAGGUCAGUUCCAACCUAUGAUACAAAUCAGACUGUCCCUAUGUUUUCUUAGCCACUGAUCACCAUAAUUCAAGGUGAGUGAAAAAUGAAAUGUCAGGUAAAUGGUAGAGAAAAUCAAUCGUAGGGAAGGCUGCCAGAAGUGUUUAAUACAGCUGCAAAAAGCAGUAGGAAAGGAAUAAUUUGUUCCUCCCAGCAGAAAGUAAAUUUUACCAAUCAAAAUUCAUUAAUCCGUAAAGGAAAGGAGUUAUAAAAAUAAAUACAUAGGUUUUAGUCGGUGGUUUGAAUUUUAUGUGUGGGUGGACUGCAGGUAAUAGGAAAAUGGGUUUGUGACUAUACCAGGUCAACUCGUACUUCUAUAGAUGAAAUAUGUUUUUUUAGCGUCCAAGAAGUCUCCAGUCCUUAAGUGCCAUCUAUUUCAAUGCACUUUUAUAUGUGCUGAUAAUUUUCUUUUUUAUUUAUUUACUUCUCUCUGAAGAAAAUCUGUAAUUUUUAUUAAUUUGAUAACAUUCUGAAUUUGUACCAAAAAAUAGUUGCUACGUACUUUUACUUACCUACUGUGAUUCCCUCGCAUUUUUUGAGUCUUACUUUUUCUCCAUUCUAAGUUCAGUUCAGCUUGCUGCAUUAUCUCUACUCAGGUACUACAAUUUUGGGGAUGUUUUCUGACAUACUUGUUGAAUUCCAAAAUUCACCAGGUUGAUGGGUAAAGCUUUAGAAUUUGUAUCAUUGGUACAGUUUGGUUCCAAAGUGUAUUUUUUGUCCUUUCAGUUUAUGUUAUUUGAUAACAACUGUACUUGAUACUUCUGCGCUAUUUGUGUAUUCAUUGACUCGUCAUAUUCUACUUUUAAAGUAUUUCAACAUAAUGAAUGCAAUUUAGUGCCAGACUUACGAUUUUGUGGAUUUGGACAGACUACAGUUUGCCCCUCCUAGAUUCUGACAGUGAUGACUUUGAAAACUUGGGAGGGAAAAAAAAUAAAAAUCAAGUCUUCAUUUGAAACCUGUCAUGAUGCAAUCAUUUUUGUCAAUAAUGGAAGGCAUGUCCUUUAAAUUGAGGGUUUUGAAUCUUGAAAUCUUUUUAAAAGGCUCCAUCAUAGAAUUAAAAACACUUAUUGUCCUGAAUGAGGUACGGCUUGUA
Bemisia tabaci is the source of this 3673-nucleotide messenger RNA. It is a transcript of the gene Ppat-Dpck, whose product is annotated as Bifunctional Phosphopantetheine adenylyltransferase - Dephospho-CoA kinase. NCBI's taxonomy places the organism in Eukaryota, Metazoa, Arthropoda, Insecta, Hemiptera, Aleyrodidae. The record is from RefSeq and is a predicted model, not a curated record. Gene Ontology annotation, molecular function: ATP binding; dephospho-CoA kinase activity. Gene Ontology annotation, biological process: coenzyme A biosynthetic process.